Molecule: messenger RNA, 6730 nt
Organism: Cheilinus undulatus (humphead wrasse)
Lineage: Eukaryota; Metazoa; Chordata; Actinopteri; Labriformes; Labridae
Gene: znf106a
Product: zinc finger protein 106a
Exons: 22
Coding region: 109-5325 (1738 amino acids)
Cellular component (GO): membrane; cytosol
Molecular function (GO): zinc ion binding; SH3 domain binding; RNA binding
Source: RefSeq, a predicted model, not a curated record
GCGAGGAAGCGGAUGUUGUUGUUAGCUUCAGCGGUGGAUCAGAAAAAUGCAGUAGUCCUACACAUUUGGAUGCUAUAAAGGAAUGGACUAAUCCCCACUAAAUUCAAGAUGGCGAGGGACAGACAGUGCAUCCUUUGUGAAACAGUCCAUGUUUCCAAACAGGAGAUGGACGAGCACAUGAGAAGCAUGCUGCACCACAGAGAGCUGGAGAAGCUCAAAGGCCGGGACUGCGGACAUGAGUGCAGAGUGUGCAAGGUGACGGUGGUGAGCCUGACCGACUAUGCCAGCCACAUUUCCAGUCCCACGCACAAACAAAACGUGGAAGCUGCAGAAAAAAGGCAUGCUGGGAACGACUGCGAAGAGGACUACUUCGAUCAGGCUUUGGUGCAGCUGGUUGAGAAGAGAAAAGAACAGAUCAGAAAAGAGAAGGAGGCUGCUGCAAAACUUGCUCAAGAAGAAGAGGAGCGAAGGAAAAAUGAGGAGCUUCAGCAGAGGUUAAAGGAAGCAAAAGAGCGUUAUCGGGUGGAGUGCUCAUUGCAGCAGCGACCGCAGGGCUUCAGUGGAUCCAGUCACAACAGGACCUGGUACAGGAGUAGUCAAUACAACGACCGAGCUGGGGACCCACAGCCCUGGAACCAGAGUAGACAGGGAAAGAGCGCCACCUGGCACGCUCAGGAGCCUCCUAACUUUAAGAGAUGGGUGUCUGAAGAGCUCAACAGCGGGAGAUUGAAUAAUCAGGAUCGUUUUGACAAUCGACAGUUUAACCAGGGUCCAUUUCAACAGAACCGACUGCCUUGGCUCAGCAGCGGAGGCAGCAGUAACGGGAUCUAUGGUCGGAACAAUAUCUCUCAGUUCCAUCAAAGAGGGCGUCCUCUGGGCCUUUUUGAAUCCCCACUAUAUCCACCUACACCUUUUUUAUUUGCACAGCCUUCAAACCAGUUUCAAAACACAGGAACUGCUCAAGGAGGUCAAAGUUUGGUUCCCAGUCGGGAGGGACAAAAAGUAGAACCUGACCUCAGCAGUAACAAGUGCUCCAAGACCUUUGGUAGCAAUCCAAAGCUGGACAAAACCGCUCGCUGGUCUCCUUAUCCAGUCUCAAAGGGGUUUGAAUCUGCACCGAAUAAGGACACAAACUCAAACUCAUCAGAAAAGCACCCAAAAGUUCAAAAACCUCUGAAUCAAGAAAAGGCAGCAGUAACCAGUGCCUUAAACAGGCAGUCCAGACCUGAAUGCAAACCAGGCCCAUCCAUCUCGAGUCCUGAAGAGAGGCUCAAAAUGAAGCCUCAGAACAAAUCCCGGGAUAGAAGCAGCAGCAGUAGUCGAAGCAGUAGCGCUCAGAGAGACGACAAGCACGACUCUGCAUCCAGUCCUUCAAAACAGAGUGUGACUAAAACUCCUAAAGACAAAAAGGUGUCCACAAUUUUUGGACUAAAUUUGGGAAAUAAACUCUGUAAAUCCUCAAGUCAGGCACAGUCACAGAAGUCAACCACAAGUCAGAGCAAAUCCAGUUACCAAGCUCCACCUGUCGGGCCUCUUCAGUCGAGAAAAGAACGGCAGCUCCCAGAAACUUUUAAUAAAGCCAAACAGAUUGUGUUAGAAAAGAGAGCCUCGUUGGACAGUUCCAAAAACAACAGGCUAGAAAUGGCGCUUCACAUUGCAGAGGAGCAGCAGAGGGAUCAUGGACAGAGUCAGAUCGGAGUAAACAAAGAAAACAGCUGCAGGCAGAACACAGCCAAACCAAAUUUACCUGGCUCUGUUAGGCCAGAAAAGCCUGUAGUGCAAUCUUCAGACAGCAGCCAAUUCCUCCAAUCACUGCAAGUAAGCACCUCAACCAUAGAAAAACCAGAGUCUAGCAGGGAAGACGAGGAUUCAAGGAAGAAAAGGGAGAGAGAAGCAAGCCAAGAAGAAGCAAUGCAAGCUGCAGAAGCAGGGCAGAGCUCAGAGAGCGACAACUCCAGAAGUGGUGAAGCACAACAGGCAGUCUCAGGGUCAAACAUGUCAAGUCUUUCCAAACUGGAUCUUCCUCCGGUGUUAAAACGAGAUCUGACCAAACACAUCAGCUCCAAGAGCAAAACGGUAAGCCAUGAGCCCAAUCUGAACAUCGCUAGGAGGGUGCGAAACCUGAGCGAGUCACGGAGAAGCGAUACAGACAAAGACUCAGGGCUUAAACCGACCGUACGGCAGCUCAUCAGUUCCUCUGGAUCCAGGCGCAACGUAAACUGGGAACAGGUUUAUCAGGAGGUCAGGAAGAAGCAGGACAAAGGAAAAGGCAUGCCAAGGUUUGGGAUUGAGAUGGUGCCAUGCGACCAGGAAGACCAGAGCCAGGAGGAGGACGACAUUCCCCUGCUGGAAGGUUUUCAAUGGGAAUCGCUGAUGGACGCCUCUUCAUCCGCUUCCUCCAGAAAACGCUCCUUAUCAGAGAGCUCAAUUGCACCUGCAUCCGCCCAUUCCCUGUUUGCAUCCCUCACGUCAAAGGGUGCUCAAAGAGAAGACAUCAGUUCAGAGCAGCAGGAAUCCUACGUUUCUCCCAGACCUCAGUCAGACGAAGGGGACAAAGACAGCCAGCGUCAGCAAGAGCUGGAGCAGAUGCUUGGUCAGUUCGGGACUAAGGCAGAGAAGCAGCCGGAAAAACUGACAUCAGUGACUGCGAAGGCUUUACAGAGGUUGGAUUCAGCGCUAGGGGACAGCAGCUCAGGGACAGAGCAGGUCGACGGCCAGGGGACAGGAAAGAGGCGACGAGCUGCUGGGGAUGCCACAAGUGCAGAGACUUCCUGUCUGGAGCAUAACAAUAAAAGAAGGAAGGUCAAAUCCAAAAAAGAGCGUUUACAGAUCGACCAGCUGCUGGCCGUGUCUCUGAGGGAGGAAGAGCUGAGUAAAUCCUUACAGACUGUGGACACCAGUCUGAUUCAAGCCCGAGCCGCUCUGCAGGCCGCCUACAUGGAGGUGCAGCGUCUCAUGGUGGUUAAACAGCAGAUGACUGGAGAGAUGAACACACUGAGGAACAGGCGUAUCGAAUUACUAAAAGGGAUGCAAGCAGGAAGCGCAGAAGAAGCCCCUCGGGUUAAACUAAAAGAGGAAAAGCUGGAUCCAGGCAUAAUAGAGCCACAAGCAUCCUUCUGCCUCACACAUCCCUCUGUUUCCGACCCUGUUGUUGCUGCUGCUCUGAGUCCUUGCCCUUCUGCUGACCGUGCCUCACCUCCGUCCUCCAGCCUUCCCUUCAAGCCUGUCGUUAUAAAGCAGGAGCCUCAGUCUCCCGUUCAUGUUAGCUCAGACCCUGACCCUGUUGAAAAUAUCUCCCAUUGUGCUCACAGCACCACCCCGGAGCUGCCAGUCACUGCUGCUGCUGCUUCACCAGACAAUCCUACCAUGUUCCAGUCAUCUCCAGAGAGAAACCCUGAGCUGUAUCAGUCUAACACAGAGAAUAACUGGGAGAACUUUGCUGAGCCUGAAGAUUGUAAAGAGGAUUUAUCAAGGCUGUCUGAGACUGUGGAAAAGGCUGUACAGGCAUCCAGGAGCUUCCUCAUCCCGUCCCCUGACUCUAAAUCUUCCAUAAAGCUCCUGUCACCCAGCAGGAGGGGCUCUGAAGUGGGGAGUGCUGGUGACUGUGCAGCCUCCCCAUCCUUAGAGCCUCCAUCAGCUCUGAAUCUGCCCGCCUCACCGUCUGAGCUACGGAAUGGGAAGCGUGUAAGGAAGCUGAAGAAGAGGAAAGUGUUGAAGAAGGCUCAGGGAGCGGAGCAGCCGGAGAGCAGCGACACAGAGCUUGACGGGGAGGCGCUGAGGCCGAGGUGGCUGCGACCACGCAGGAGACCCAGUGGGAGCUCUCAGGUCAGCACGUCCACGCUGCCUGUGGAGGACAGAGAGGGAGAUGUGAAUAUGGAGGCGAGCGAGGAGGCGCCUCAGCAGCUUUGUGCAACCACCAAACAAGAGAGAGCAGACUUCAAGUCCCCCAAACACGUCACGGAGCUUCCCUCUGCUGAGCUCAGGCUAAACUCAGACCAAGAAGAAAGCAUGGAGGUCACUGCAGAGUUUCGGCAGGCUCACAUGGACCAGACUCCAUUUACUGCCCAUGUCUCCUCAACAGCCGAGCUGCAGAGUCUGGCCUGCAAUGAGGUCUCCUCCACCAGUGACAUGGACAUCUGUAAAUCCUCUGAGAGUGAUUUGCCAUUUCCCAUCACGUUACCUAAGACGAUGAAGACGUCAUCAGAUGCUUCAUCUGAUCACGGUGAGGACGAUCUCCCCACUGAGGGCGUGUUUGAAGGCCACCAGGAGGCUGUGAACGCCAUGCAGAUCCACAACGGGCUGCUGUACACGUGCUCAGGAGACCGAACCGUCAGAGCCUUUGACCUGGUGAGUCAUAAAUGUGUGGGCGUGUUCGAGGGUCACAGCUCUAAGGUGAGCUGUCUGUUGGUGUCGGCUGCUCCAUGUCUGCAUCAUCGCCUUUAUUCAGGCUCCAGUGAUCAGACCAUCCGCUGCUACAGCCUCAAGACACAUGAGCUGGAGCAGCAGUUCUCCCUGUCAGACCGAGUCCUCUGCCUCCACAGCCGCUGGAAGUUUCUGUACGCUGGUCUGGCUAACGGCACUGUGGUUACCUUUAACCUCAAGACAAAUAAGCAGACGGGUGUUUUUGAGUGCCAUGGGCCGCGGGCUGUAAGCUGCUUGGCCUCGUCGCAGGAAGGAGCGCGGAGGAUCCUGCUGGUCGGCUCCUAUGACAACACCAUCAGCGUGAGAGACGCCAAGAACGGGCUGCUGCUGCGCACGUUGGAGGGACACACCAAGACCGUGCUCUGCAUUAAGGUGGUGAAUGAUCUGGUUUUUAGCGGCUCCAGUGAUCAGUGUGUUUACGCACACAACAUCCAUACAGGAGAGUUGGUGCGGGUCUAUAAGGGUCACAGUCACGCCGUCACCGUGGUGUCCGUCCUCGGGAAAGUGAUGGUGACCGCCUGUCUGGACAAACUGGUCCGGGUCUACGAUCUGCAGUCUCACGAUCAGCUGCAGGUUUAUGGUGGACACAAGGACAUGGUGAUGUGUAUGGCCAUACAUAAGAACAUGAUCUACACAGGCUGUUACGAUGGCAGCGUGCAGGCCGUCAAACUAAACCUGAUGCAGAACUUCCGCUGCAGGUGGCACGGGUGUUCGCUGGUGUUCGGGAUGAUGGAGCAUCUGCAGCAGCACCUCGUCAACGACCACACCAGCGCCAACCUCCAGACACUUAAAUGCCGGUGGAAGAACUGUGAAGAGUUUUUGUGUUCACGCAGCAGCUCCAGACAGGCGAUGCUGAUCCACAUGCAGAAACACGCUGAGGAGGAGACUGAAGUGGAGCCUUAAGGGCUGCUGGAGGAAACUGAGUCCUCUCACCUCUCCUGCCUUCCUCUUCCUCACACCCUCUCUGUUUUUAACCUCCCAUAUUGGGGGGGAUUUUCUAGGGACCCACUUAACUUGGCAGCGCCCCUGUCAGGCCUGGCGAGUGGCGUCUGAUGACUCCAUCCUUUAUGUUUCACGUUGGAAUCCAACCUUAACAGAACGAUGGGCUGAGGGUUGGUCGUGCUGUUAUUUUUUUACGUUCUACAAACACGCCUUCCUCGCUCUCUUUCUCUCUGUCUGACCACUUUUCACUGACCAAAGUAAGACAAAGAAACACGUUUAUUGACUUGUGUUUGUUGAAGAAACUUCAGCGUUGCUAGAGUCAGAGGGAACUGCUUCGUUUUCCUGUUCAAACUGCAACAAAAACCGAUUCCAGAUUGGUUGGCUCCUUUAUGGCAUGGGUUAGAGAUGUUUUUUAUUGUUGUUGUGCAGUUGUGAUGUGUCUUAUUGAGCAACGUUUUCUUUUCUUUUCUCCCUCUUAUAUAGCCUUAUUUUAACAACACUAAUUAACAGGUUUAGUCUCCCAGACUGAGUUAAAUGGUGUGAUCCAUGUUGUUUUCAAGGAGUUACAUUGAAGUGACACGUUAUUUAUUUUAGUUUGGUUUUAUUUUAUUUUAUUUCCAGGGAAGAACCCCGUUUAUGACUUGUUUUUUUUUUUUCUCCAUUAGCAGUUAAACUUAUUUUUUUGUUGCUCAAGAGUUGAAGGACUUUGGUGCUGUGUUGUGUUGGGAUUGAAACUUAACAUUUGCAGUGAUAACAGAACCAAAACGUGGCGUUGGUUUGGUCCUAAACGUGUUCAUGUGAGUGGAUUUAUUCUAACUUCACAGAGAGGUUAUUUUCCUGUGUGUGCAAAAGUGAUUUUAUGACACAGUUUCCUCUUUGGAGAUGUUGUUUAUUUGAGUUUCUUUGUUUUGUAUUUGGCGGAUGAAGCGAGCAGAAGGCAACAGAGCUGUGUUUUUAGUGAAGAUGGUUUUCUAACGAAGUCUGAAGGAUGGUUUAAGGAAGGUGUGCGAUGGCGGAGCUCGAAGGGAAGAUUUAGAAUUCAUCUCCCAUGCCAUACUUCAUCCUCUACUACAGGUGACACUCUUUAAAGCUACAUUCAAACACAUUUAAAUCAGUGAAAGCAAAGCCUUUGCUCUGGUGCAGACCUUGUUGUGGUUCCAGCUCUCUCAGUGAUGAGGCUUAACUCUCACAGCCGCCAUCUUCCAAACCUCUGCUCGGAGGAAAGCGUUCAGUUCACCUCUUACCUGGCAUUCCUGAGUUUCUUCAAGUUUUUCAGUUGUUGUCAAAGUUGUGAAGAGAUAUUUUUUAAGAAAGUACUAUCUAUGACAUUGUUAAUAACAAUAACAAUAAAAAAAGUUGUAACGCU